AUCCGCCUUUUGUGGCAAAAAAAAAAAAAACCCAGAUGACUCAAAGAAUCCCUCGCCUCACCUCCGCGGCUCCGCCCCUUCGCUUGCCCCCCUCUAGAUCCUCCACAGGCUCACGCUCCUUCCCCGUCUGCUGUUCGCUCGAAGGCGCGCGAAGGUAGGCAGCGGCGAUGAUGGUCGGAAGCUACGCAUGGUGGAGGCGGGCGCUCGUCACUGCAAGAUCCCCAGAUGUCAUCUUGUUGCAUGUCCAUCCUCGGUGGCUGAGCCACGCAUGACCUGUUGGUUGAAGACAUUGUCCACUUCAUACAUGUGCAUGUCGUCCUCCAUGGCCGCUACAAAGGAAUCAUUGACUACAAAUCCCAAGGGAACACCAAAGGUGGCAUCUUCAUCUGCUUGGCAGUCAUCACCAGUAGGUGGCACAUUGAGGUCUAGUAUGGCCUGCCCUCGCACAUUUGGUUGAUGAUCUGCAUCAUCAGCAUGCAAGGAAGCAAGGUCAGCAUAGUUGCAUAGUUGCCCUCCUGCAAGCUGGGUUUGUUGUGCUUCACCAAUUUGUAUGGAUUCUUCGUCAUUCAAGUCUGGUAAGGCACCAUGGAUUUGGAAGGUUCCUCUGUCUGGUGGCUCCUUGAGGUCUAGUAAUGCCCCUUCUUGAUCUGGUGGUUCUGCAUUCAGAUUAAAACCCAUAGCUGCCACUAUGUAAUGGAAGAUGGAAAUAUUGCAAAGUGAGGAGAAAAUAGAAGCAGUGAAGGCACGGUGAGGGAGGAGGAAACAAAAGCAAGAGGAAAUGGAAGCAACUAGUGUAGCGAUGGCUGUUUUAUAUAGGCUGUGAAAUUGGCGGCACUUUGAAAUUUGAAAUGUGUGGACAGGAUUGUUCCACCAAACUGUGGCACAUUUGUCUCCAUAUUUAAAUAUUGUUGUGUGGCUGCCAUUGCUCCACCUGUAUACGUGUGAAUCCCUGUACUUCUAAAGAACACUCCAGACAGGAUGACUGUGUUCGUGGUCUGACGUGGGGUCUGAAGGGUGCAGGAGGGGCAUAAUCGUAAUUUCACAUGUCUGCUAAUCUGGCCUUGAAAAGUGAGAUUCACAUGUUUUUAGGGACGGAGGGAGUAUGUCAUUGCAGGCCUGGGAGUAGUAUUUUUGUGCUGACUGACUGCCGUGAAGGUGAGCUGCUCUCAGCUGACUUUCUUCGACCCUCUGCCAGCACGUUCGUUCACCAGCAUCCCUUCCUCACCAAGAACUCGUCUCGGUCUCCUCUCCUGUAACGCGAUUCCACGCGCUUCCUCCCCUCCCCUCUGUAUCCCUUCUCCCUCCACGGUGCUCCUCCACCGUAGCCCCAGCUGCCGUCUCCCACUACCCCUAGGCAGCUCUCCCAGCAGCACCUGCAGCCGCCGCCUCUCCUCGCGCCGUCCGCCGCAGCCCUGACCUGACCGCCGGAGAUCCGGGGCUUCUCUUGGUUCUUUACGCGGAGGCGGAGACUGGUUUUUUUUUUCUGAUUUGGGGAUCGGCUGGUGGUGCGGGGAUGAAUACGAGGCCGUUGGUGCUCGUCUUCCUUCUGCUCGUGCUCGUCAUCACGUCGCAGUUCGAGUGGAAGCAGCAGAUCGGGGAGGCCGCGGACGCCAACCCGGCCGCCGCCCGCCGCCGGCAGCAGCUGCUCGCCAGGGAGGACGCUGUCAAGGAAAAGAUUAUAUUAUCUCAGGAGAAAAAUAUUCAACAGCUUAACCAGCUUAUCGAGAGCCUUCAGCGCCAGCUACUGCACUGUCGCGGUAGCAAUAACACUGUCCAUGCUGUUACUGCUGCUGCUGCUGCUGCUGCCGCCACAGAAGUAAGUGAAGUCGAGGGACAUGAGAUCAUCGAAGAUGAGAAUAGACGAUGAUCCAAUGCAUACAUGAUUCCACGAUGCUAGUACAGCUGCCGAAGAGCAAAACAGCCCUCUGAAUACUUGAAUUCACUGUAUUGUAUAUCUGACACUCGCCGACUAGUGGAUUUCCUCCCCCCUGGUAAGCCUGUAGAGAAUUGUAAUUUGUAAUGUGCUUUAGGUCGCGGCUACUAAUUCACCUGGAAAAGUUACCUUACCAUUCUUUCUUCCCUCAAUGGGUAAAUUAUAUGCAGUCUCUGAUUUUUGCAUUUGACCUGUGAAUGCAUUCAUCAGAUUAAAAGUUGGCUGAUGAACUGUUCAGUUCAGGCAUGUUGCCUCAUUGUGCUC
Messenger RNA from Sorghum bicolor (sorghum), 2197 nucleotides. RefSeq lists its product as uncharacterized. The record is from RefSeq and is a predicted model, not a curated record. NCBI's taxonomy places the organism in Eukaryota, Viridiplantae, Streptophyta, Magnoliopsida, Poales, Poaceae. The transcript is spliced from 6 exons. The coding region runs from base 1514 to 1867 and encodes 117 amino acids.